Glarea lozoyensis ATCC 20868 is the source of this 519-nucleotide messenger RNA. RefSeq names its product LexA/Signal peptidase. Gene Ontology annotation, molecular function: serine-type endopeptidase activity. Gene Ontology annotation, cellular component: membrane; signal peptidase complex. Lineage: Eukaryota; Fungi; Ascomycota; Leotiomycetes; Helotiales; Helotiaceae. The record is from RefSeq and is a predicted model, not a curated record. The coding region runs from base 1 to 519 and encodes 172 amino acids. The transcript is spliced from 2 exons.
AUGCUCUCCGCCCUCCAAAACCCACGGCAAGCCGCCGCGCAGAUCCUCAACUUCGGCCUCAUUCUCUCAACCGCAUUUAUGAUGUGGAAAGGCCUCUCCGUAAUCUCAGACUCCCCAUCACCGAUUGUCGUCGUGCUUUCCGGAUCCAUGGAGCCUGCGUUCCAACGAGGAGAUCUACUGUUUUUGUGGAAUAGGAAUUUCAUGGAGGAGACCAAGGUCGGGGAGAUAGUGGUGUAUAACGUGAAAGGGAAGAAUAUCCCGAUUGUUCAUCGGCUGGUGCGGAAGUUUGGCGUUGGGGAGGCAGCGAAGUUACUUACUAAAGGCGACAACAACUCGGCCGAUGACACUGAAUUAUAUGCCAAAGGACAGGAUUACAUCGAGCGAAAAGACAUCAUCGGAAGCGUGGUGGCAUACAUCCCUUUCGUAGGGUACGUAACCAUCCUCUUGAGCGAGCACCCGUGGUUGAAGACGGUGAUGUUGGGGAUAAUGGGACUGGUAGUCGUUUUGCAGCGAGAAUAG